This is a messenger RNA of Wallemia mellicola CBS 633.66, 1146 nucleotides long. RefSeq lists its product as hypothetical. NCBI's taxonomy places the organism in Eukaryota, Fungi, Basidiomycota, Wallemiomycetes, Wallemiales, Wallemiaceae. Gene Ontology annotation, molecular function: RNA binding. The transcript is spliced from 3 exons. The record is from RefSeq and is a predicted model, not a curated record. The coding region runs from base 6 to 1112 and encodes 368 amino acids.
CGACGAUGAGGCAAAUUAUUCCAAGGAGCGUCCUCACUAGAUUUCCUAAGGUGCAUCUAGCCGUAGAGCGUAAAUCUAGACAUAGCGUUUUUUCAAACCGUGUAUUCAGUCCUGGCCAGUUCGUACAUCCAGCUGAUAGAGUCAAGUACUGGAAUAUCGUACCAAAGGAUACCGUCAGAAUACUCAAAGGGCGUCAAGAUAUUAAGAAGGAUAGUGACGGUAACGACGUUAUUACCCCCGUUCUCCAGGUCGACCAGUUUAAGAAUAGAGUCUUUCCUGAAUCCGGUUUGAAACAAAAGAGAAGUGUGCCUUUGUCCGCUAGCAAUCCGGAUAUCAGAUUCCAAUCAAAGGUCAAACCAGUUCACUAUUCAAAUGUGCAACUAUUCUUGGGAAAUUUACCUCCAAAGAAUGACCCAAAUGGUGAAAAGCUACCUACAUACGCUGUCUCUUUGAGACGUUCAAAGGCCAUUGUUAGAUCAAAAGUUAGAUUAGAUGGUACUAGAACACAGCAUAGAUUGGUUUGGAAGAGAUUUGCUACAAAGAUCAGCCCACCAGACCGUGAAUUCGACCUCAGCAAACCAAUUCCAUGGCCAACUUAUGAAAAAAUCCAACGCAAAGAUUACACAGAUAAAGAAACACCAGAGAAUGUUCUCAACAGGGUUACAUUCAAUCCAUCACCACUCACAAAAUCAACCAGUCGCACAAGCUACGAUUACAUCCUUGGUAAGAAAGAAGCAGGUCCAAUUGAGCUCGCAAUCGCCCAUGAACUUGCUAAUCCACACUCUAAACACAAGAGAGCUCAACGUUAUGCUGAAAGGCAACGCAAAUGGGCAUACAGAUUGCAGGAACUUGAAAAAUCUGAAAAAUCUUCAGGUGUAUGGACCACAGCUGCACAGGCACAAAAUGAAGCCCGUAGAUUGUGGACUAUUGAGAGAGCAGUUGCUAGAGCUGAACAAAAACUCGUUGAUAGCCAGGGUACACCUGAAAAGAGGGAAAAUAAGAGAGUACUGAGAGAAGCUAAGAAGGCAGCCAAGGAAGCGAGAAGAAGUGCGCUCCUCAGCAACCUCGUCCUCAACAAAGACGGAAAGAUUGUACAUAAGCGUGACUUGUAGAUAUUUUCAUAGAUUGAUUCAUUUUACUUAUUUU